GGCUGGCGCCAGUGCAGAAAUGAGGAAGAGCAUGUUGUGAUUAUUCGCACGUGUGAAGACAUCAAGCUCUGUUUAGAACUGAUAUAGUUCGAAUUUAGGUUGAUAAGAUUUGAUUACAUCUGCAUCUGCUGCAGAGAAUCGUUAGGUCUAGACCAAAUAUCUCUUUAAGUCCUCAGAUCGUUAGGUUUUUGGAAAGUGACAACAUCGUGAUUCCCAGUCACUCUAACCCUUUAAUUCGUACUAGUUUUGCCAAGAAAAAAGUAAACAACGCAGAUAAGAAUGCCAUCAAAUCAAUCCACUGAAGUCUUGCCAGAGGGUUUCAAAUCAUGGCAAGAAUUUAAUAAGGCUAAGAAAGAGAGAAAGAGAUUGAAACAGGAUUAUAAGAUAAAAAAGAUGGAAGAAAAAAAGCAGAAGGAAGAACUAACCAAAUCAUCUGGUGUCAACACUGAACCAAGUACAUUUAAAAAAACUAAAGUCCGUGAAGAAGAGCCUUCUACCCUGAGUAUUGCUGUACCAGGCUCUAUUCUUGACAAUGCACAGUCAGUUGAAUUGAGAACGUAUCUGGCCGGUCAGAUUGCUAGGGCAGCUUGUGUUUUUAAAGUGGAUGAGGUCAUUGUGUACGAUGAUAUUGGAAUCCAGGACAAUGUAACAGCAAAAACAAUUAAUAGUUUAUCAGACAGUGGUGAAGUUCGUCCUGCUAGGAGAUGCUGUGCUCAACUUGCUAGAAUUUUGCAAUAUUUAGAGUGUCCUCAAUACUUAAGGAAAGAGUUUUUCCCCAAACAUCAUGACUUAGACUAUGCAGGAUUGUUGAAUCCACUUGAUGCUCCACAUCAUAUGAGACAGCAAGAUGAUGGACAGUUUAGAGAGGGUAUUGUAAUCAACCAACCUGCCAAAAACGGCUGCUAUGUGAAUGUUGGUUUACUUAAAAAUGUGAAAGUUGACCGACCACUUCAACCUGGAGUGCGAGUUACAGUGGAAAUGCUCCCUUCUCCUCCAGAAUCUAAAAGGCUUUUUGGGCGUGUCGUUCCACCAACUAGACCAAAGAAAGAGACAGGAGUCUACUGGGGGUACUCUGUUCGGCUCGCAAGCUCCUUCAAUGCCGUCUUUACCGAGUGCCCUUUCAAAGAAGGUUACGACGUCACAGUUGGAACAUCUGAGCGUGGUGAACGAGUGGAAAAGGUUACUCUUCCAUCUCACCAACAUGCACUGGUUGUUUUUGGUGGUCUAGCUGGAAUUGAGGCUGCUCUUGAGGCUGAUGAAGUGCUCAUGGUCGACAAUCCUGCCCUCCUUUUUGAUUUCUACUUGAAUACAUGUCCGGACCAAGGAAGUAGGACAAUUAGAACUGAAGAAGCUAUAUUGAUUACUCUGGCUGAGUUAAGAAGCAAAUUUCAACCAAAGGUUGAGUUCAAGAUAAAACAAACUGAAACAGACCAUGGUGACAAUGACAGUAACAUAUCUGUCGACUAUGAAGAUGAUAAAAGUAGCAAUAAUCAAGAAGCAUGUAAUGAAACCCCUUCGAUUCCCGUCAAAAAUGUUGAGAACAAUGUGACUGAAAAUCUUGAUGUUAGUUUGGAGACAGGAGAUGCAAAUUGUGAUAAAAAAAAGGCAAAAAAAAGGAAGAAAAGUAAAGAAGUUUGAAGCUGUUAUAACUCCACAAUUUUAUUAUAACUCCAGGACAAAAUACUGUGAUACCAGCAAAGUCAAUAUAGAAAUACCAAACAA
Frankliniella occidentalis (western flower thrips) is the source of this 1722-nucleotide messenger RNA. Its product is annotated as putative methyltransferase C9orf114. The record is from RefSeq and is a predicted model, not a curated record. Lineage: Eukaryota; Metazoa; Arthropoda; Insecta; Thysanoptera; Thripidae. The transcript is spliced from 5 exons. The coding region runs from base 280 to 1638 and encodes 452 amino acids.